AUGAAGCGUAAGCAAAGGGAGAUAUCCUCGGAUGAAGACCCCAUACAAUCAGAGCUAUCUACUACGCCAAAGAGACCCAGACAAACGCCCCGAAAAGAUGAUGAGUUGAACGGAACGCCAACGAAGCACGCCGCUCCUGACACACCUUCAAGUCGACUAAGGACUCGAUUGACCAAACAAACACCAACGAAGAAUGUGGACUUUGCUUCAGAUUUAGAGUCAUCACUCAAGACGCCGACAGCGAGAGCACUGUUUAAGACACCCACCAAGCUAAGAAACAUUGAUAAGGGAACGCCCAAGGGAACACCAUCACGAAUUCAGAAUGCAGACAGAUCAGCAAAGAGGAAAAGUGCAAGGGUGCUUCUUGAUCCCCAUGAAGAUGAUUUAUGGGAUGGCAGCAAUAGUUUAGCGCGAGAAAUCUGGGACGUUCCCUCUGAUGACAAUGUGACACCCAAUGUCGAUACUACUGGGGAGGGAGCGAACAAGCCAAAGGCGCCUGAGCCCAAGCCGAAAGAAGUAUCGAAAGAGGCACCCAAAGAACCUCCUGUCACCCCUCGGAAACGAGGCAGGCCCCCGAAGGUUCGAGAACCUCAAGAUCAAACGCCGAAAACACCUAAGACGCCCAAGACACCAAGGAGAAACGAACGAGUUGCGACGCCAGAGGGAGAUCUACCACCACAAGAGAAAUUUUUUUUUCAAACUCGGACCGGACCGGUACAGACAUCCAAUAAUACUAUGGCUAAAUCGUCGUUGUUUACCCAUGAAGAGUUUUUCGAACAGAUUGGGAAAUACAAGGACCCACUACAAGAGGAAAAGGAUUAUUUGCUGGAACUUCACGAGCGCUCCUUUCCGCAGUGGAAUUUUGAAAUGACGGAAGGAUUCAAUGUGUGCAUAUACGGGUAUGGAUCUAAAAGGAAACUUGUCCAGAGAUACGCAGAUUGGCUGUAUGAGCACUACAGUCAUGCCCCUGCAAUAGUGAUUGUGAAUGGAUAUACACCUGAUAUCACCAUCCGAUCUAUUCUAGCAACUGUUGCUACUGCUAUUUUAGGCCCCGAUGAUACCUCAAAACUCGGUGUUCAGCCAAAUGACGUGUUGGAGUCUAUUCGUGCGGCUCUGCUCAAACACCCUCCUCCACAGCCAAUCACAGUUCUUAUAAAUUCCAUUGAUGCACCACCAUUGCGUCGCGCGCAGCAACAGUCGCAUCUGGCUCGACUUGCUGAUAUACCCCAUAUCAACGUCUUGGCAACUGCCGAUACUCCCAACUUUCUCGUUCUAUGGGAUAUUACCCUUCGGGAUAAAUUCAACUUUGUAUUUCACGACUGCACAACAUUUGCUUCAUAUAACGUUGAACUAAACGUUGUGGACGACGUGCAUAGCUUGAUCGGGCGUAAAGUCCGACGAGUUGGUGGUAAACAGGGUAUUGGAUUUGUGCUGAAGAGUUUACCAGAGAAUACGCGCAAGCUCUAUCGAUUACUAAUUACGGAGAUCCUUAUGAUGCUAGGGGACAACCAAGACGGCGAGGAAGAAGAUGAUGCUCAGGUUGAGGCCGAAGACCUUGAAGAAGGUGACACUCGAAGUCGAAAGGGGGCGGCCAUAGAAUGGCGAGCUCUUUUUCAUAAAGCCUCAGAAGAGUUUAUUUCCUCGUCUGAGAUGAUGUUCAGAACGCAGCUGAAGGAAUUCUAUGACCAUCAGAUGAUCACAUCAAAGCUGGACCCUAGUGGUGCAGAGUUGCUUGGCGUUCCUCUAUCACGAGAGGAAAUGGAAAGCAUUUUGGAAGACCUUGUCAUCGAUGGAUGA
Messenger RNA from Nannizzia gypsea CBS 118893, 1797 nucleotides. RefSeq lists its product as hypothetical. The transcript has a single exon. The coding region runs from base 1 to 1797 and encodes 598 amino acids. The record is from RefSeq and is a predicted model, not a curated record. Gene Ontology annotation, molecular function: DNA replication origin binding. Gene Ontology annotation, biological process: DNA replication. NCBI's taxonomy places the organism in Eukaryota, Fungi, Ascomycota, Eurotiomycetes, Onygenales, Arthrodermataceae. Gene Ontology annotation, cellular component: nucleus; nuclear origin of replication recognition complex.